GCCAGCUUUUUAAGCAUGCUUCUUGAGUAUUGUCCCUUUACCUUGUUUGGGAGCUGGGAUUUUCUCUGCUGAAAAAAGGGCAAGAACUAUCUAAUUAGGUAAAGAGCUAGGUUUAUAACUAAAAAGAGACAAACAUAAAAAGAAAAACUAUUAUGGGAAGGAGUAAGGUGCAGCUUAAACGGAUCGAAAACAAGAUCAAUCGACAGGUUACUUUCUCAAAAAGGAAAACCGGUUUGCUCAAGAAAGCUAAAGAAAUAUCUGUUCUUUGUGAUGCUGAAGUUGCUUUGAUUAUUUUCUCUCAUAAUGGAAAGCUCUUUGAUUAUUCAACUGAUUCAUGCAUGGAGCAGAUACUGGAACGCCAUGAAAGGUAUGGCUAUGCGGAGAGACUACUUGUAGGAAAUGAUACUGAUACUCAGGAAAACUGGACGAUGGAAUACACAAGACUCAAGGCAAAGGUUGAGCUUUUGCAGAGAAACCACAGGCACUAUAUGGGAGAAGAGUUAGAUUCAAUGAGCCUUAAAGAGCUUCAAUGUCUAGAGCAGCAGUUAGAUACUGGUCUCAAGAACAUACGUACCCGCAAAACUCAAGUCAUGUAUGAAGCCAUUUCUGAACUUCAGAAAAAGGAGAAAGGGAUUCAAGAGCAGAAUAACAUGCUCUCAAAGGAGAUCAAGGAGAAGGAGAAGGUUGUUGCACAAGAGGCUGCUGCUCAAUGGGAGCAGCCAAAUUACAGGGUUGAUACAUGUUUCUUACUACAAGAUCCCCUUCUUCCCGGUUUGAACAUGGGUGGCAAUUACGGUGAGGGAGCACAAGAAUUGGGGAGGAACGGGCUGGACCUGACCCUGGAAACACUAUAUUAUUAAUUCUUGAAAAAGCUACUUUAUAUAUUACAAUUUGCAAUCAUAUAGGAACAAGUAUAUUUCUUAAUGUUUGAAUGAAACCUUAUAUUUGAAUCAAUGUAAUAUGGUUUUCAAUAAUUAUAAGUGCUUUUGAUGUAAGCGGAAAUAUUAACUUUGUUAUCAAAUCGUAUUUUCAAAUUUGGU
Medicago truncatula (barrel medic) is the source of this 1040-nucleotide messenger RNA. Its product is annotated as truncated transcription factor CAULIFLOWER A. Gene Ontology annotation, cellular component: nucleus. The record is from RefSeq and is a predicted model, not a curated record. Gene Ontology annotation, molecular function: RNA polymerase II transcription regulatory region sequence-specific DNA binding; protein dimerization activity; DNA-binding transcription factor activity. The transcript is spliced from 8 exons. Bases 153 to 860 code for a protein of 235 amino acids. Gene Ontology annotation, biological process: positive regulation of transcription by RNA polymerase II. NCBI's taxonomy places the organism in Eukaryota, Viridiplantae, Streptophyta, Magnoliopsida, Fabales, Fabaceae.